AUGCCGACCCUCUAUAAGAUUUAUGCGGUGGUGCUGGUAGGGAGGUUGGAGAAGGAGGUGGAGGGGAAAGGCAUGAUCUCGGAAAACCAGGCAGGGUUUAGGAGAGGGAGGACCACGACGGAUCACAUUUAUGUGUUAAACCACAUUAUAGGAAAGAUGAGCACAAGGAGGAGAGGCAAGGCGGUGGCGCUCUUCGUUGAUCUGCGGGCGGCGUUCGACACGGUGGGUAGGAGGGUGCUAUGGGAGGCGAUGGAGAAAAGAGGGGUGAGGGAGGGGCUGAGGGAAAGAGUGAGGGAGAUAUAUAGGGAGACGAAAAGCAGAGUGAGGGUGGGAGGGGAGGGAUUCUGGACGACAAAGGGGUUGAGGCAAGGGUGCUCGCUGAACCCGAUACUUUUUAAUAUGUUGAUAGCGGAUGUAGAGGAGGAGUUCAGGAAAGGAAGGUGGGGAGGGGUUGAAGUGGGGGGAAGGAGGAUUUGCACGCUAGCAUAUGCCGAUGAUCUGGUGCUGUUGGCGAGGGAAGAGGAAGAGAUGGAGAGUAUGAUUAGGCGGUUGGAAGGAUAUUUGGAAAAAAAGAGGCUGGAGAUAAACGUAGGAAAAACAAAAGUGAUGAGGUUCAAGAAAGGGGGAGGUGGGGAAAGGAAGAUGGAUUGGAGAUGGAAAGGGAAAAGGAUAGAGGAGGUGAAGGAGUUUAGGUAUUUGGGAUAUGUGUUUAAGAGGAAUGGGGGGCAGGAGGCACAAAUUAGGGAUAGGGUAAAGAAGGCGGGGGUGGCAAUGCGGCAGGUAUGGGGGAUUGGUAAGAGGAAGUUUGAGAGGGAUUGGGGAAGGAGGAUGUGGCUGUUUGAUACCCUGGUGUGGUCAGUGGCGGGAUACGGGGUGGAGAUUUGGGGGUGGAAAGAGAGAGAGGAUAUGGAGAGAAUGCAGGAGAGGUACAUCAGGUGGUCGCUGGGGGUGGAUUGGAGGACACCGGGGUAUAUGGUGAGAGAGGAGACGAAGAGAAUGAAGUUGAGGGCGGGGGCAGGAGAAAGAGCAUGGAGAUACGAGGAGAAACUAGGUAGGGGAGAGGGAGGGGAGUUGGCCAGGUGGUGCUUGGUGGUGGUGAGGGAAAGGGAAAGGGAAGGGGAGGUGGAACUGUCGGCAUGGGAGAGAGAAAGGAUGGAGUACAGAAGGGAGAGAGGGAUAUGGGAAGGAGGGGAAGGGAGAAGAGGGCGAGAGGAGUCGGAGGGAUGGGGGGAGCAAGAUGGUAGGAGGCAGGAAGAGGAGAGAAGAGCCAGGAUAAGGCAGUCCAGGUACAAUAAGUGGUACAGGGAGAUCGUAGUGGAAGAGGUACCGAAGUAUUUGAGGGCAGGGUGGGGAGAGGCGAGGUAUAGGCUGGGGAACGAGAUGAGGGGGGGGGAGAUAUUGGGAAGAGGAGGAAGAGAGGAAAUGUAG
Messenger RNA from Colletes gigas, 1428 nucleotides. RefSeq lists its product as uncharacterized. The coding region runs from base 1 to 1428 and encodes 475 amino acids. NCBI's taxonomy places the organism in Eukaryota, Metazoa, Arthropoda, Insecta, Hymenoptera, Colletidae. The record is from RefSeq and is a predicted model, not a curated record. The transcript has a single exon.